UAAGCACUUGAUUCAAUGUCUAAACUACCACCGAACUUUGCCAGAAGAUUUUAUGAAUUGAGUUCUAGAAAUCAACCACGUGCCUAACUGAGCCGCGAUAAUUAUCCGGGGUUGACAACCACCUUCCAGAUACAGGUUGAUGAGCGAUUUAAGAGUAUAUAUUACAUCUCAGAUCCACCAUCAAGACCCAAUUCGCAUCGCCUUGUCGUCAGACAUUUUUCAUAUUGACUAAGACAUCACAUCCUUGAGCCACAGUAUAGAACCAAAUCAUGACAGAUAGAACAGUGCCAAUGCAAGUAUUGUGUCUAGGCAUGUGCCGUACGGGAACUCAAUUCCCAUCUACCACAUGAGGGAGGUAAUGAAGAUGGGACAUCAGAAAUACUGGCUUCCUCUGCUCGAGAAGAAGAUCGCCAAUGAACCGAUAACAAAGGAGGAGUUGGACGAAUUCUUGGGAGAUUUUGCUGGCGUGUCUGAUAUCCCCGCAGCCAUCUUCGCUCCAGAGUUCAUGGAUGCAUAUCCAGAGGCAAAGAUCGUGCUCACUACUCGCGAUGAGGAGAAAUGGUUUGAGAGCAUGAAAGCCACUAUCUGGCACGCCAAAAACUCUCCGUUCGGACAGACAAUGAGUGACUACUUGUGGGGCAAUGAUCGUGAGGGAGAAGGGAAAAUGAGGUUUUUAAGACAUAAUGAAAAGGUCAGAAGUGCGGCAAAGGAGAGAGGGAGAGAGGUGUUGGAGUUCGAGGUUAAGGAGGGGUGGAAACCGCUUUGUAGUUUUCUUGGGCCGGAAGAGCGGAACAGGGAGUUUCCGAGGAGUGAUGACUGGGCCGCGUACAAGAAGGAGACCCAAGGGAAGGAAAGCAGUCAGCAAUAGUGUAAAGAAGUAAAGUGGACUCUGAUGGCAAGCGGCGUUGCUAAAAGGUGUAGCAUUUGCAGUAUAUUUCAC
Molecule: messenger RNA, 940 nt
Organism: Mollisia scopiformis
Lineage: Eukaryota; Fungi; Ascomycota; Leotiomycetes; Helotiales; Mollisiaceae
Exons: 4
Coding region: 347-868 (173 amino acids)
Source: RefSeq, a predicted model, not a curated record